Molecule: messenger RNA, 968 nt
Organism: Pararge aegeria (speckled wood butterfly)
Lineage: Eukaryota; Metazoa; Arthropoda; Insecta; Lepidoptera; Nymphalidae
Product: macro domain-containing protein CT2219-like
Exons: 4
Coding region: 70-894 (274 amino acids)
Biological process (GO): DNA damage response; peptidyl-glutamate ADP-deribosylation; purine nucleoside metabolic process
Cellular component (GO): nucleoplasm
Molecular function (GO): ADP-ribosylglutamate-[protein] hydrolase activity
Source: RefSeq, a predicted model, not a curated record
GUGUGACGUGACCUGAAGGUCAAGGACAUCAGAUGUUAUCUUGGGGUAAACCAAAAAAAUUAUAGACAAAUGCCGGUUUUGAGGUUUCGUAGCUUUCAUAAAGUUCAAAUUGCGUGUAGUAUUCAACAGAGUUGUUUAAAUUCAAUACUUAAAAUGAGCACGAAAUGGGAGUCUGAAAAGGAACGGGUUGCGUCUUUGCCUUUAGAGGAGAAAAGAAAAUUAUAUAAAUCCACCGACUACAUUGUUGUCAAUAAAGUCGAGUCGUGGUGUAAAUAUUUUGUGAAAAACAAUGGUUUAGAGGCAAAGAAACCUGUCGCUGAAGAUGUAACCGAAUUCCGAAAGAUAAAAAUAGAUUCGGAGAAGAAUAAAGAACUUGCUGAUAAAGUUUCUAUUUUUAAAGGCGAUAUAACUAAGUUGGAGGUGGAUGCAAUAGUGAAUGCCGCAAAUUCCAUGCUAAAAGCCGGUGGUGGAGUUGACGGAGCCAUACAUCGUGCUGCUGGACCAUUGCUACAACAAGAAUGUAACUCCCUUGGAGGAUGUCCUACAGGCGAGGCAAGAAUCACAGGAGGGUACAAUUUACCUGCCAAGUAUGUUAUUCACACAGUUGGGCCUCAAAACGGAUCAGCGCCGAACCUCAAAUCAUGUUAUGAAAAUAGUCUUGCAUAUGCUUCACAACAUAAGCUCGAAUCUAUUGCCUUCCCAUGCAUCUCCACUGGGAUAUAUGGAUUUCCUAAUCGUCUCGCUGCUCACAUUGCUCUAUCUACGGCACGGAAGUUUCUAGAAAACAAUAGCAACAUGGAAAGAAUAAUUUUCUGCACAUUUAUGCCCAUCGAUGUAGAAAUUUAUGAAACAUUGAUGCAAAUGUACUUCCCUAUACACGAAGGUAAUUACUGAGUAUUACUUAUACUAAGGAUUUUUCUUUGGGUUAAAUAGAAAACAACAGCUAAAUAAAUUCAUAUCUGAAUUAA